Closterium sp. Naga37s-1 is the source of this 248-nucleotide messenger RNA. NCBI's taxonomy places the organism in Eukaryota, Viridiplantae, Streptophyta, Zygnematophyceae, Desmidiales, Closteriaceae. The record is from the annotation of a GenBank genome assembly.
AACUCUCCGUGUUCAUGCCAUCUGACAUAGUAUCACUCCUCUUCGCUCCAUCCCAUCCCACCGACCCCCCUCCCUACUAUCCGCUCCAGGGAAAGGCCGGACAAGUCCCCAACGCUGCCUUCACUCCUUUUCCUUUACGUCCCACCUCACUUCUCUCCUCUCCCCACUUUCCCACUCCCCCCACCCUCCCCCCGUCCGCCCCAGAGACUGUCCCUGACGCUGCCUCCUCGGCAGGCUACCAGGAGUAG